UCCACCAGUAAAAAUCCAAAGAGGAAGAUUUCUAUUGGCAAAAUGUCGGGCCACGAUCAGCUGGUCCUCUGUUUGUGUGAAUUAACAAGGUUGCUGUGGAAGUUGCUGCUGCCCCUGUUGUUUCUGUGCUUGCUGCUGAUCGCUGUCCUGGUCCUGCUGGUGCUGGCUGUGCGUUUCUGGCUGCAGAGUAACAGGAACGCUCGGCGGGCGAGAGAUGGCCGUCCCACUGUGGCCUUCUUCCACCCUUACUGCAAUGCCGGUGGUGGGGGAGAAAGGGUGCUCUGGUGUGCUAUCAGGGCACUACAGAACAGGUAUGCAGACAUCAACUUUGUGGUGUACACAGGAGACCUGGGUGUGACUAGUCAGCAGAUUCUGGAUGGUGCGAGGCGUCGUUUCAACAUCGUGCUCCCCCGCCCGGUUCAGUUUGUGUUCCUGAGGCACCGGCUGCUCGUGGAGCCCGGCCUGUUUCCUCACUUCACCCUGCUGGGCCAAAGUGUGGGCUCCAUCUUCCUGGGGUGGGAGGCGUUGACGGAGUUUGUCCCUGACCUUUACAUCGAUUCCAUGGGCUACGCCUUCACACUGCCUCUGUUCCGCUACCUGGGAGGCUGCAGCGUGGGGAGUUAUGUUCACUACCCCACUAUCAGCACUGACAUGCUGUCCGUAGUGAGAGAGAGGAACCCCAGGUUCAACAACCCAGACUACAUCUCCAACAGUCUGUUCCUCAGUGCCUUCAAGGUGGUCUACUACUGCCUUUUCGCCCUGCUCUAUGGUAUGGCUGGUUCCUGCAGCGACCUCAUCAUGGUCAACUCCUCCUGGACCCUCGAUCACAUCCUGUCCCUGUGGCGCGCUCCCAAUCGCACCAGUGUGGUCUACCCACCCUGCGACGUCAGCGCGUUCCUGGAUGUCCCGCUGGAAGAGGACGGGGACAGGAAGUGCCACUCGAUCGUCUCCGUCGGGCAGUUCAGGCCGGAGAAGGACCACCGGCUGCAGAUCCGAGCUUUCAAGAAGGUGUUAGACAGGAGGCUGGGGCGCAGGGAGGCGCUGAAGCUGGUUCUGAUUGGUGGAUGUAGGAACCAGGAAGAUGAGGACAGGGUGCUCAUGUUGAGGGGGCUGUGUCAGGAGCUGGGGGUGGCCGACCGGGUGGAGUUUAAACUGAACGUACCUUUUGAUGAGCUGAAGAGAGAGAUGGGGGAAGCUACCAUAGGGCUGCAUACCAUGUGGAACGAACAUUUUGGGAUAGGUGUUGUAGAGUGCAUGGCAGCAGGGAAGGUCAUGCUCGCCCACAAGUCUGGCGGUCCCAAACUAGACAUCGUGGUGCCCUUCGAAGGAGGCCAGACAGGCUUCCUGGCUGAUGACGAGUACAGUUACGCCGAGGCCAUAGAGAGGAUCCUGGCUCUCCCGCCCUCCAGCCGCCUGCAGAUCAGACGCAACGCCCGUCAGUCUGUAGCUCGCUUCUCAGAUCAGGAGUUUGAGGCUUGCUUCCUGGCCGCUGUGGAGCCUCUGAUGGGGACCAUUGAGCGAUGAGAGAAGGACUUGUUCUAUGUGUGUGUAUAGUUCAUGUGAUAGUAGCCAUUUGCAACUGUGGGGACAUUGGCUGUGUUAACACCGUAGUUCAGAAUAUGUUUACAUUUAAUGGUCAGGCUAGACGGUUUGCACGGCUUUCUGGGUGGCAAAGAUCACUCAGUGUUCAACAAACCAAUAAAAAAUCACGUGUUCUUGUACUUUUAUAAAACAUUCUCUUUAUCUUGUGAAGAGUUGACAGUUCAAGCUUGUACCACAUUUUUACAGGAGUCAUUCCUUGGUCAGUAGUUCUGGUUUCAUAAAAACGAAUGUAUUUUAUUUAUUGUUGGUGAAAAUGGGAACAAAUGUGCUUUAGUUUAGUAAAUAACGAGGGACACAAACAUGUCUGUUGUUUACAAGAACUAGAAUCGAUUCCCUACACACACCCCAAAAAAAAAAAAAAAAAGUAUUUUUGAUAUUAAUGAUGAAUGUAACAAAUGUAUGAUGAAAAUGAGGAAUUGAUGUCUGAAAAGAGGAUUUAUCAUUGUAAAUAAACUUAAAUUCACU
Scomber scombrus (Atlantic mackerel) is the source of this 2067-nucleotide messenger RNA. It is a transcript of the gene alg11, whose product is annotated as ALG11 alpha-1,2-mannosyltransferase. Gene Ontology annotation, cellular component: endoplasmic reticulum membrane. Lineage: Eukaryota; Metazoa; Chordata; Actinopteri; Scombriformes; Scombridae. The coding region runs from base 43 to 1524 and encodes 493 amino acids. Gene Ontology annotation, molecular function: GDP-Man:Man(3)GlcNAc(2)-PP-Dol alpha-1,2-mannosyltransferase activity. Gene Ontology annotation, biological process: protein N-linked glycosylation. The transcript has 5 exons. The record is from RefSeq and is a predicted model, not a curated record.